GAGCCCUUCUCCAGAUGCCGUCCGCUGCACGGAUGAGAAAAGAGGAGGGAAAGGGAUUACAUUUAAAAGCUGGAGUCUAGUUCUUCUGUCGGGGUUGAGUGAAUUGAUACACAAAAUAUUAAUUGUAACAACAGAGGGAAGGCAGGAGACAGCUAAGAAUAAGAAGAACGCGGAGUGACUAUCACUGGAUGCUGUAUGAGGUGUCGCCCGAGCGGCGGCUUCAUGACGGGCGAUGGAGAUGCUGAUGGACUGGAGACCUCCAACAUUUCUGCUCCUCGCCUUUCUGUGCGUGCUUCCAGGAUAAGUGCCAUCACUGGCUGUUUCACUGCUGUCACAGGUGAUUCUCAGCGGGUCGAGGUGCCACAGAAGGACGUGGAGGUAGUCAUGGGACAAAUGGUUGUUCUGAAGGCCUGGUACACCCCCACUACCUCCAUCGAGAAGAACGCCGUCAUCUGGACUUUCAUGGCCAAUCACUCCAAACAAGUCAUCUCCUACUUCUCUGGACAGAUUGGCAUCGGUAGCACUGACUUCCGGAGGCGAGUGGGUUUUGCCAUGUCUAUGCCCUCUGCCAAUCUGUCCAUCUAUAUCAACAACACGCAGGAGUCUGACUCUGGGCGCUAUCACUGCCACGUGAUCAUUCCUGGAGCUCCAGGCCUGUCUGGGGAAGUACACCUCAAUGUUAAAGUUCCUCCGUCCACGCCUGUAUGCUCUAUGACAGGAAACCCUGUACUGAGUGGCAAUGUAACAUUGAGCUGUAAAUCCAGCUAUGGCAAACCUGUUCCUCACUACAAAUGGACCAAAGCAGCUCCUCUUUCUGAGGUCUUCUUCUCACCCAUGCAAAAGUGGAGGUCCUGCCCCCAGCCUGUGCUUGUGCUGGGAUACCUGGAUGAGAGGCAAGGCACCCUUCGACUUAGCAACCUCACCAAAAGCAUGUCUGGCAAGUAUGUUUGCCGCGCCAGCAACACGGCUGGGACUGACAGCUGCCACAUCAAUCUAGAGGUCUCCACCCCUAACAAUGCCUGGGUGAUCGCUGGGGCGACGGUGGGCUCUGUGGUGGGUCUGAUGGCUCUGGUUUUAUUCCUGAUCUUUAUCCUGAGGAGAAACCAUGACACAGAGGAGGAGAUGGCCAAUGAGAUCAAGGAAGAUGCACAGGCCCCAAAACGUGUCUCGUGGGCUAAAAGCGGCACAGGAUCGGACAUCAUAUCAAAGAAUGGCACAUUGUCCUCCAUAGCCACCAGCCCUCCUGCACAGGACCCUCAGCAUCCACUCCAAAACAGCCAUUACCCAUACCCUCCGGGUGCCUCGGACACCGCCUCCAUCCGCACCACCUCUGGUAGCACAACCACAUCCCGCCUCCGCACAGGGGAGCGCAACCCACUACAUGGCCUGCCCGGAUACAACAGCAGCAGCACACUAAAUCACACACACCUCCAUCAGCAUCACACUCCCGCAGUCCUCAAUCCCAACAGCUGCUCCACACACAGGACUGAGGGGCCGCAGCCGCAGACCCCGCACCCGCUCAACAUGCCUAUAAACACUGCCACCCUGGGGGCCGUGCCCAUCAUGGUGCCCACCCAGAACCACAUCGGGUCACUGGUGUAACGGCCCUCAAGACAAAUAAUGUGCUAAUGACUAGCCAAAUGUGUAUGGGAAAGGGUUUUGACAAAGGUGGUGAUAAAUGACAAAUCUGGGAAACGUUCUACACAGAAUAAAGUACUAUAAAUACAGUAAAAUGUAGUUCCAUGUCAAAAAUCACCUUUGAUUUGUUUUUUAAAGUAUUACAUGUUUUUUAAUGAGCUUAAUCUGUGCUUUGAUGCCUAAACACUUGUCGUUUUUUCGAACCGUUACACUGACCAAGAACAGUAUUUGUCAUUUAUUUAGUCAGUUUUACAGUGUGUUAUUCAUUAUUCAUUUUUGUAACAGUUGCAUUUAUGGAUUCAUAUUUGUCCAGUUAUUUAGACAUUCAGUUACGUUAAUGACAGUAAUUUUUAGCAUAAGCUGUUCUUGUGCCUCUUGUGCCUCCGAUUCUCUCAGGAGUUCUCCGUUUUCCUGUCAAGCUGGUUUCUGAAGCAGAGCAGGUUUUUCAGUAUUUCAAAUGGACCACUUUCUGAUCAUUCAGAUGAGUUUGAGUGAUGACUGUAAAGUAGAAAAUAAAAUGAAACCCCAUGAAAA
This is a messenger RNA of Carassius carassius (crucian carp), 2172 nucleotides long. RefSeq names its product endothelial cell-selective adhesion molecule-like. Gene Ontology annotation, molecular function: cell-cell adhesion mediator activity. Gene Ontology annotation, cellular component: plasma membrane; adherens junction. Bases 196 to 1602 code for a protein of 468 amino acids. The transcript has 8 exons. The record is from RefSeq and is a predicted model, not a curated record. Gene Ontology annotation, biological process: homophilic cell-cell adhesion. Lineage: Eukaryota; Metazoa; Chordata; Actinopteri; Cypriniformes; Cyprinidae.